Messenger RNA from Drosophila sulfurigaster albostrigata, 4222 nucleotides. RefSeq names its product formin-J-like. The coding region runs from base 315 to 3995 and encodes 1226 amino acids. The transcript is spliced from 3 exons. NCBI's taxonomy places the organism in Eukaryota, Metazoa, Arthropoda, Insecta, Diptera, Drosophilidae. The record is from RefSeq and is a predicted model, not a curated record.
ACGGACGUCGCGUUUGUGUGUCGUGUUCGCAGUUGUUUUGGGCUCCCUCAACAAAAAGAAAAGUACAAAAAAGUGAAGAAAGAUUGUUCGUAUCUCGGAGUGGAGCACAAAGUUUGUGCUUAGUGUGUUUGAUAGUGUGAGCGUUGUUGUUGUCCGUGUAAAGGACUAAACUGUCACAGUGUUCGUGUCUUUUAUCUUCGCUGUGCAACAUAACAAUAAAGCAUCAGCUAAGAAAAUUCAACAAACAAAUUGGCGAAAAUUAAAAGCCGCUCCCAUUGAAAGCUGCUACAUGCUUUGCUAGCUAACGCUUGAGUAUGGCAACGGAAACCUUUUUGGAUCUGGCUUAUGAGCGUGCCAAAUCGACGAAACGUCCCCUGAGACCGAAGCUGCUUAAGCUAACGGAUGUUGCCACCCCGCAUCGCAGUCGCAAGAAAACGAAAGUGAAGUCCAAGGACCGCUCGACAACGGUGCGUGACCGCAUCUAUGAUGAUCCCGCCUACACCGAGGACAUCAGUCACCUGGCCAACCCCUUGCGACGCAGCAGCAUCUCGGGGAAAUCGUCGUCGCAGCUCACAGGUGCGGAGCCAAUGCCCAGCAGCAGUUCUCUGGGCAAACGCAGUCAGUUGACCAAAGACUUUCUUAAAUAUGCCGUCAAUAAACCGCUCAAAACGAGCAACAAUAGCAGCAGCAAUGCAGCUGCAAUUAAUGUGGACUAUGACUUUGAGUCGAGCAGCUCGGACAAUGAGCCGCCGGAGCCGUUGAAGGAGGCGAGCAUCACGCGUCGCGUGCUGAGCCUGGAGCGAAGUUUGGCUGCGGCGUGUGAGAAGAACGAGAAGAAGUCGUUGUCGGCACAGAAACGCAGCUCGAAACAGAAACGCAAUCUGAGUUUGGACAACAGCCGCAAGGCUGCACAAUCGCAACAACAACAAUCCACCGAGUCUUCUGCUCGCAGUCGCAAGGAAUUGUCGCGCAGCAAUCGCAGCAGUAAGCAACAACAACAACAACAAUAUCUGGAGGCAACCGAACAGGAUGAUGAUAGAUAUUCGUUGCGCAGCUCGGCGCAGAAUUCGGCAGCCACAAUGCCCGUGGAGACGGCAGCCAAGCUGCCAAUUGGACGGCGAUUUCUGCGUGGCGAAAUUGGUAUCAAAAGCUUUAACUAUUAUCUGUUGAAAGAGGGCUUAAAGAGCUCCAAGAAGCUGGACAAACAGCGCAGUGCAGGCGACGCAUCGCAGACAACGAGCAACAAAGGCAGCGGCAGCCACAGCAACAGCAGCAGCAAUGUGAAGCAGUUGCAUACGCGAAGCGAGGAGAAUAUUUAUGAGGAGAUAUUCUUUAAGGAGACAGCAGCCAGUAGCAAGCAGGACAACAAUAGUCUGUCAGAGCAACAACAACUAACAGCAGCAGUUGCUGCGGUGCAAUCUGAUGAGGAGCAACAUCACCACCAACAACAACAACAACAUCAACAGCAGCAACAAUGCUUAAGCGAUGCCUCUGCUGGUGGCGUCUAUGCGGAUUGUGAGCUGUGCAUGCAGCAAUGCAGCAAAGAGAAUUGCAAGUAUUGUUUGCCCGCAAACGUAGCCCAGCAGCAGCAGCAACAACAACAGCAACAACUGACAGAAAAUGUGCAGCACGUGGAGCAAACGAGCGCCGCAGCAGCAGCAGCAUCAGCAGGUGGUUUACCUGCUGCGCACAUACUCGAGUUUCAAUCGUACAAUCCCAACAAUCCGGGUGUCUAUAAAAUUGAAACAACACCCGUGGCCAUCACUGGUGAAUACAAUCCCAUAUUGCAAUUCCAGCAAUCGUCGGCGACAACUUCCACCUCGGCCACGACCACGCCCAGCGAGCAGCAGCUGCACCACCAACUACAACAGCAACAUCACCACCAGCAACAGCAACAACAACAGCAGCAGCAGCAACAGCUUUACAACAGCUUCUAUCAGCAGCAGGCGCCGCACAAGACUUAUGGUCAGCAUUAUGCGGUGGGUGGCAGCCUGUUGCUAGCGCAGCUGCCACCACGACGACAACAACAACAGCAGCAACAGCAGCAACAUCAUAGCCAACAACAGCAACCGGGUUACAUUGUGAGCUAUCAGAAUGGCUCGGGCAGCGCUUCAGUGCAUCGCCUGAAUACAAAAUCAUCCUCGUCCAGCGAUUCGCUGCCCUAUCACAAAUACAACACAAUGGCUCGCCUCGAGGCGAAUGUUUAUGCUGCUCCCGGCACUGGAGAUCUUUACUAUGCCAUUGGUGCUCAGCCGUUGCAUCCGCUGAUGUAUGCCGCCAGUCGUCCGAUUGGUGGCUCUCAGAUACUCGUGGAUCAAUUCGAAUCUCCGCAGAUGUAUAAAAGCGAUUCACGUGCUUCGAUACUGAGUGAAUUUUCGCUGAGAAGCAGCGAUAAUUCGCAGCGUUAUACGCAUCGCUAUCCGCAUCGCUCGAGUUUGUUUUCGACCCACGGCAAUGCGCAUCAGCGACGCUACUUUGGCAGCACUGAGAGCUGUCGCAUUGGCUAUGAUUGUCGUCGUUGCAGUUUGGAUGGCGGAGUGAUGGCUGCUGCCACUGCUGGCAUGGGCGUGGCCAAUGGUUUGCCUGGGGAGAAGUGCAGCUACUCGGACAAUUGUCGCAACUAUGAGUGUCGCAAUUGUGAUUGCUCUUCGAGCUAUUUUAGCUCUGACUUUGAUGACAUCUAUGGAUCAAUGGCACGUGGCGGCAGCAGCGGAAUUCCACGCAAAACAGCAGCUGGCACUUUGCCAUCGAGUGGACCCGCUGAGCCAGCGGAUUACGAGCAGGCUUCGGCUCCUUUACUACCACAGCCAGCGCCACAAAUGGAUCUGAAGCAGAACAAGUAUGCGAUGGACUUUUUCAAGCAUGUGAACGAUGUGAAGCGCAGCAUUUAUCAAUCGGAGAUGCAGCGCAACAACAGCUUGGAAUCAACGCGUCGCAUCAAUCGCACGGGCAACAGCAACAGCUAUAACACCAACAGCAACAAUCCCAAGGCAAGUCCCAAGCGUUCGGUAUCGCAGCCGCAGGAGUCAACCCUGGUGGUAACAACGUUGCCGCUGAGCAAAGGACGUAGCUCGACGGCAACUGCAACAGCAACAACCCUAAAGCCAACGCCAGCGCCACGCACAAGUCUGCAACAACAGCAACCACAAACGGCAGCUGAAGAUGCCACGCCCACGCCCAGCAAGCGCCAGCCGCAGCCCACCGAGCGGCGAGAGUAUCCAUCGCUAGAUCGUCUCGUGGCUUCCACCACAGGAGCAAUACCCAAGCGUCAAAGUCGCGCCGAAGAUGAGCCCAAGAGCAACAGCAGUAAAAGCAAGUCCAAGCACAAGGAAGAGCGUCGCGAACGCAGUGCGCCAGCCACAGCUGCAGCAUCGACUACAGCAGCAACCGGAGCAGCAACAGCAGCAACCAACGAGACAGCAACAGCAACUGGCACAGCUGGCAAGCGACAUCAUCGCUCGAACAGUGGCAAAUCGCAUGGCAACUCGAGCAAUCCGUUGCCAAAUCAACGACGCAAGGACAUUCCAGCGCCGCCGCCGCCAUCGCCGGCCACCUACUCGGAUCUGCAGGAGCUGAAGGCCAACAUGGAGGGACUGCAGGACGACACCAAAUCGCAGUCGCGUUCACUCGAAAGCGAGACGAGCGAAACGCCCACAACGACAACGCUGGCUGCCAAGUUGCAGCCGCCUGCACUUCCUGCAACGCUGCCAGAACCAACAACAGCAACAACAGCAGCAGUAGCAACUGCAUUAGCUGCAACGCCGGAAAUGCCAGUCAAGUGCAGUGCAACAAUGGCGCCCAAAAGUGCAACGGAAGCGGAAGACGACGACGUGUUCUACGAUGCGCGCAGCGAGGACUCGGCUGGCGCUCAAAGUGUCGUCUCCACAACAGCAACAGUAGCAGCUACAGCAGCAACAGUAACAGCCACAGCUACAGUAACAACUGAAGCCAUUAGUCAGCCAAGACAACAGAGCAAGGUAUGCAUGACACUGUAAUUAGCUAAUCGUCGAUAACCUUUGACCUUAACCUGGCAGCUUUGGCUGCCUGUCAGCUUGCUGUCGGCUUUGGGCGGCUUUUACAUACCCUUCGCAAAAAAGGAAUUACGAGUUUGUUGCCACAGCUGCUGUGGUAAGCCUUCAAAGAGUAUUUGUGUUAGCCAUCAAGUUGCUCAGUCCAACAGUUCGUAUAUUUUCUGAUAAACUUUACUAUAUAUAAAAUAUAG